UCAUAGGUUAAUUUUGCAAUUGAAAAAAAACUUCAAUAUUUCAUUAUAUAUAGAUUACUUAUAAUUCAGUCGUCCGUCCGACGACUUACAAUUCAGUCGUCCGUCCGACGACUUACAUGUAAGUCGUCCAGGAUUUAAGAGUUUUGACCAGAAUCUCGGAAUAAAAUUCUAGACGACUUACAUAUAAGUCGUCGGGCGGACGACUGAAUUGUAAAUUGUCUGGGUAUAAUUAUGUAUUGAAGUUUUUUUUUUCAAUGGCAAUACUAACCUACGACAACUUACAUGUAAGUCGUCAGGUUUUUAUAAAAUAUUAAUAUUUCAAUUUUCAACCAGACGACUGAAAAAUAAGUCGUCCAGGAAAGUCAAAAUUCCAACAAAAUUUAGUCUAAUGCAAAACUAACCUAUGACGACUUACAUGUAAGUCGUCUAGGUUCUUUAGAGAUUUUUUUGUAACCAAACAAAAGCAGACGACUUAACUUUCGGUCGUCUCAGAAAACAUAUUUCAAAGUCAAUUGCAAAAAUAACCUCUGCAUUAACCAGACGACUUCUAGGUAAGUCGUCUGGAUGAACAGAUCUGGAAAAAAACUCGAUUUCAUACCUUAAAUUGGUGAGAUAACUUCCUUAGCACAGAUAAGGCUUCUCCAAGCACACAGAAUCUCAAACGAAAGUGACCCACCCAGAAUCGUAACCAUAAAAAAUGUAGAAUCAAAAUCUUGGUUUUUUUAGCUGAAUGUGGAGAGCAAGUGAGAGAGAUGUUGUGUUUAGUUUAUAAGAAUGGAGAAAGAAGAAGGCUAAAUCGAUUUUGGGAGCAUUAAGAGCUUUAAAUUAGUUGUUCAUGGUGGUUGGGGUAUUGAUGAUAAUGGCAAUCUUGUAAUUACUUGAAGAUGAUGAGGGUGAGAGAGUAAAAAUAUCAUUUUCGAAAGAAAAAAAAUUUUGAUGGCAUUUUCGUGAAUUAUAUGAACUUGUGGGGUGAAUAUGACAAAACUAAUUUCCAAAAAAAGGGAGGUUAGUAUUGUGUUUGACUUUGAGUUCUAUUUUCAUUUUGCAAAAAGCCCAAGCAAUUAUAAUAAAAUUAAUUAAACUAUAUAAAAAGGAGUAAUAUGAUCAAGACAUAUUUAUAGCUUUUAAUUAUUUUAUACCUAUUAUUUUCUCUAUCAAAAUUAUCUAGAAACGUCAUAAUUUCAUAAAUUGCAAAAAAAAAUGAGCUUUAAAAUUUGGAUUAAAAUAUGAAAAUUAAACUAAAACAAUUUAAAUCAAAUUGGAUUACAUAUCGGUCAUCCAUCGGUUCAAUCGGUUAGUCUCGGGUUUUAGCGAUUUUUUUAAUAUGGAUAUUUAAAAACCUUAUAUUGAAUAAUUAGAUCACCAAAUUAACCGAUUUGACCGUGGAUUCGGAUCAAAUUUAAAAGGACUGAUUUAAAUGCAAAGUAAAAAAUAAAUACACAAAAUUCUUAUAAAUUAACAAAAUAUUUGUUAAGUUAUAAGUUGAAUUUUUUAUCAUAAAAUACUCUGUUUUUGUAAAACGCAGAUCAACAUCUAGUAUAUUGUUAGAGUUUAAUGUUCACUAUUUAUGAAUAGGUCAUCAAGCUGAUACCCGGAUUUGGAUGUGUGCCGACUGUGCAUUUGGGCAUGACCCUACUCUCGUUUUGUAGUAAAUUUUUUGAAAAUGUUAGGGGUUCUCAAGUUUUGAUUUUUUUUAAUAAGAAUUGGUCUUAAAAUUUUGAAUUGUAUUAAAAGAGUCCUAAAAUUUUGAUUGUCCACAGAGCCCAAAUAUACUUUACACUGGCAUGAGGUCAACACGUAUUCCAGUUUUGCACAAGCAUGCUGUCAGCAAAUCAUAGGCGUAAAAAAAUUAACCUCUUCUGACUCUGAACAAAUCUUACAAAAAUAGAGAUAAAAACUAAAAAAAAUAAAAAUUGAACGACAAUAUUACAAGUCUUUUCCCAAAACCCAAAUUCAAAGAUUCAAAUUAAAGCACUUUUGUUCCAAAUUGUACGUUUUUUGGCUAGUUUCUUGGCUUAUAUUCAUGAAUACAACCAUUUUCGAUGGUGAUUGCACAUCGUCAUUCUUUAACAUCUCAUCUGAUGGAUUGUGGGAGAAUCUAAAGUCACCCGAUAUGAUUUUUGGGUAUUCGCUACCUCUUGUAGAGAUCCAGAUAUUACUCAUUUUCAUCGUCAUGACUCAUAUGUUCCUUAGACAUAUUGGCAUUUCCCAGAUCGCUUCUUAUAUGAUCGUAAGUGUAUUCCCAUUUGUAACUUGAUAAGCACGUAAGCGAAAACAAAACUAGAUAGAUGUAGCUUGAAAAUGCAAGUAAAUUGUUUAAACAUUACCAUGCGUGCUACCUAAUAUUUUUUUUAUUGCUAUAAUUUCACGUACAUAUAAAUUUACUUGUAGGCUGGACUGAUGCUAGGGCCCCAGCUUUUUGAUGUAUUAGAGAAAUCUUCGGGAAAAGUAUCUGAAGAUCCCGCGUUAGAUGGAAACGCGACCUUAAGAAGCAUCUCAGUGUUUGGAACCAUAAUGUUUACAUUUUUGAUGACUCUUAGAACCAGCCGGAGAGUGGCGUUCAUUAGCGGAAAGCUGCCCGUUGUGAUAGGGAUUUUGUCCUUCUUUGCUCCUCUGUUCGGUCUCGGUUUCCAGAACCUCUUUUCCGACAGCAUUGACCCUAAUUACAUGCCUCUGAAAACAGGACUAGGCGAGCGCACAGCAAUCGUCAUAACACAGUCUUCAAUACUUUUGCCUUCCACAACAUACAUCUUGCUAGAGCUCAAGAUCCUCAACUCUGAGAUCGGUCGCCUUGCAUUGUCUGCAUGUGUCAUCAACGACAUCUUUGGGAUAAUUUCCAUGGUACUCGCUUCUAUUCAGGCAACGUACAAGAAUGUUUCACAUGUAACAGCCUAUCGGGAUGCUGUCGCAGUGGUCAUCUUCGUUCUCAUCGUCUUUCUUGUUUUUAAGCCCAUCGUGCAAUGGAUCAUAAAUCGCACACCGGAUGGUAAACCCGUGAAGAAUAUGUAUGUUAACGCUGUGAUUCUGACCGCAUUGGCUUCCUCUGUUUAUUCUAUGAUAUUUAACAUGAAAUAUGUCCUGGGACCAUUAGUAGUCGGUCUUGUCAUACCCGAGGGUCCACCUUUAGGAUCGGCAUUGGAGUCUAAAUACGAGAAGCUCACAAUGAACGUCUUCUUACCAAUCUCGAUCACAGUCAGCGUGAUGAGAAGUGAUGCAACUAGGAUGUUAACGGAGUUCAGUCACAUCCUCGUUAACAUCUUCCUAACGGCUUUAACACUUGUCCUAAAAUUUGUCGCAUGCCUUGCACCUUGCUUGUACUAUAAGCUACCUCUCAACGAAUCCCUUGCUGUUUCCAUCAUCUUGAGCUACAAAAGUUUCGCUGAUUUCGUUCUCUAUGAGUCCGUAUUAGACGCAGCAGUAAUUUUCUACUCUUGAAACAAUAUAAUAUUAUCAUUAUCGAUUUUUUUUUUAUUUGGGUGGUGGUGACAUAUUUAAUAUGUUUUGUUUUUGCAGUAUAUAUCACAGGCAACGUACGCGUUCUUGAUCAUUUAUUCGCUGCUAAAUGCUGGGAUUGUUCCAGUAGUGUUAAGGAGAUUGUACGAUCCGAAAAGGAAGUACGUUAAUUACCAAAAACGGAACAUAUUGCAUUUGGAACCAAAUUCCGAUCUUCAGAUUAUAACUUGUUUGCACCGACCUGAGAACGUCUCUGCGACCAUUGCAUUCCUACAGUUGUUGUCCUCACCAAACCUAGAUUUCCCUAUAGCGGUCACGGUUCUUUAUCUGGUGAAGCUCGUAGGCCAGAUCAAUCCUGUUCUGAUCUCCGACAAUAAGAAGUCGAAACGACUUCAUACCGACUCUUACAUCCAUACCGCAAACCUUGCAUUCAGGAAGUUCAUGCUAGAAGGCUUGAAGUCCGUAACAGUGACAACGUACACCGCAUUCUCGCAUGAGAAGAUGAUGCACGAAGAUAUUUGCACGCUUGCACUUGACCAGACAUCGUCAAUGAUUAUUGUCCCUUCAGGGAGGAGAUGGACCGUAGAUGGAAUGUUCGAAUCAGACGACGACGCCAUAAGGCGACUAAACCAAGCGUUGCUACAGAGUGCGCCUUGUUCUAUUGGAAUACUAAUUGACCGUGGACAUUUCUCACGCAAAGGCAAUGAUGUAUCGAGCAAGAAAAAUUACAAUAUCGAUGUCGGUGUUAUUUUUAUCGGCGGCAAAGAUGAUAGAGAGGCAUUAUCAUUGGUGAAGAGAAUGAAACAUAACCCAAGGGUUCGUGUAACCGUGAUCCGACUCUUGUUCAAACAAGAAAUUGUAACGACCCGGUUUCCUUAACCAGUUGGUUUGUUUUUUUUUCUUUCCCUUUAAUUAAUUUGGAUUGAACCAAAGUAUCUAUCCAUCUAAACCAUUCGUAAACCAAUCCUAUGUAUAAAUAGCUAUUUACCUAAUUUUAUUAUCAUAAGUUUUUCUCCUUCUAUGAGGAGCCGUCAUUGUGCGUUUGAGUGCACCACCGUCAUGUCGAUUCCAUCUCCUUCAUUCUCCACUGUUAUUCUUCUUCUUAUUAUAUAUUAUUAAUUCUCAUUUCCUCUUCCCCCUCUUAUUCUUCUUGUGGUCUCGUACGUUUGAUGUCGGAGAAGACGUUACGCAUCCACAACCGUGAGCCAUCUCACCUCAUUUCACCAGAGCUAUUGUUCAUCACCAGAAGGGUACAGCUACUGUCAUGGAGCAUCCUCUUGUUGGCGUUGUGUUAUGGAGCCAAGAGGAGGAAGAGAUGACGUACGGAUCGGAGUUGUCGCGUCUCAUCACCAUCGAUCGUUGAUCUCCACCACCACCAGCCGUGAACUAGUGGAGGAGUAGGCCAUGUCACGGGAGAGCUGCAGUGUGUCACCGGAGUUGUAGUUUACAUCGUCGGAGUCCGAGAUCCAUAACUGUAAGCCAAGCCUUAAGAGCUAAGCUCUUCUUUCACAUAUUGUUCUUGGGCCAUAAGUAACGUUUGCAUAAACCCUAAGAUUUAUUAUAUUUAAUAAUGUAUUAUGUUUUGUCUUCGAACUUUCCGGCUUGGUGUGAUGUUGGCGAGAGUCAAGAUCCAUGGUGAAACCUUAGCUUUCAUGGGAAUCAAGUCAUCUCGUUUGUUUUCCGUUUCUGGUUUUUGAUAUGGCUAAGACGUUACGCAUCCACAACCGUGAGCCAUCUCACCUCAUUUCACCAGAGCUAUUGUUCAUCACCAGAAGGGUACAGCUACUGUCAUGGAGCAUCCUCUUGUUGGCGUUGUGUUAUGGAGCCAAGAGGAGGAAGAGAUGACGUACGGAUCGGAGUUGUCGCGUCUCAUCACCAUCGAUCGUUGAUCUCCACCACCAUCAGCCGUGAACUAGUGGAGGAGUAGGCCAUGUCACGGGAGAGCUGCAGUGUGUCACCGGAGUUGUAGUUUACAUCGUCGGAGUCCGAGAUCCAUAACUGUAAGCCAAGCCUUAAGAGCUAAGCUCUUCUUUCACAUAUUGUUCUUGGGCCAUAAGUAACGUUUGCAUAAACCCUAAGAUUUAUUAUAUUUAAUAAUGUAUUAUGUUUUGUCUUCGAACUUUCCGGCUUGGUGUGAUGUUGGCGAGAGUCAAGAUCCAUGGUGAAACCUUAGCUUUCAUGGGAAUCAAGUCAUCUCGUUUGUUUUCCGUUUCUGGUUUUUGAUAUUGGCUAAGGUGAGGGUCUAUUCCGUAAAUCCUGUACCAGUGUAGAAUUCUCUCUAUCGUAGUUUAGAUUUCGAAUCAUGAUCCGUCUGUUUGAAUUGAGUCUUGAUUGUUAGCUAAUUCAUUUAUUGUAAACUGGAACUAGGGGUCUAGAGGAUUCAACCUUUGAUUGGAUUGUGUGAUGUUAAGAGAUGCGAUAUAUAUAUAUAUGUAUACAUAGUUAAUAGUAGGGACUAUGUGCGCGGGCGGGGGCUCAGAGAUGUCUGGGCUAGCGACGCUACUUUGGUUGUGCGGGCAGGGGUUCAGAGACGUCUGGACUUGCGAUGCUACUUGUGCGGGCGUGUGGUGCAGAGACGUUUGUAUCAUGGACGCUACUUGAGAGGGCGGGGGUACAGAGACAUACUGUACUAGCGACGCUACGUAUUAUAUAUCCAUAUGAGGAGAUGCGGGGUGUAAGGACUAGCUUUAUGCUAUCAUCGCAUUGUUUGGUUUGUGUGACGCGCUAGGCGUCGUGUGUGUUCAUGUUAGAGCUAAACUUCCAUAGUGGGAGUUCUAUUUACUCAAGUCAGUGGUUUGCGUGUUUAGCAUCCCAAUACCUCACGGAGUAACUCCCCUGUUGCUCACCCCUCUUCUUCCCCUUGCAGGUGAGCUUGUUGAGUGUUGGAUAUCUGGACGGAUUGGUGUCUUGGGAUCGUUGUAUUUUAUUUCGGUUUUAAUUAACUUUUCAAUUUAAUGUAUUUGGUUUUUAAAUUAUAAACCAGUUUUAUUUGGAAAUUAUUUUAUUUAAAGGUUUACAUUUUAUUCAGUUUUAUAAAUCAAUUUAAUUUGGUAUAUUCUGGUUAGUAGCACGCCGUUCUCGAGAGAGGAGGAGACGGGUGUUACAGAAAUAGAGCCAGAAAACUGGGAGUACAUUCUGGACAACGAAGGCUUAAAGGAUUUUAAGAUUGCAGACGAAAUGAAAAAUGUUGAUUACACGGAGAGGACUAUGACCAGUGGAGCUGAGGUUGCCAGCAUCGUCCAAUUCCUGGCCCACGAGUAUGAUCUUAUCGUGGUUGGAAGAGAUCAGGGCAUUGCAUCACCAAACUUCUUAGGACUAACAGAAUGGGUCGAACUUCCAGAGUUAGGUGUCAUUGGAGAUUUUUUAGCCGCUAAAGAGCUUAGCUCUAAGGUUUCUGUUUUGGUAGUUCAACAACAGCAACAGACGUGAGAUAUUCAUGUAUCUCCUUUUAUCGCAAAGACUGUAUAUUCUUUUAGGACAGCUUUCAAAAUAUGGAACGUAUAAACAGAUCAUUCGUUUGUUUUAAAUAUUUUAUUAGGUGUUUUUUCUGUACAUACGAACAUACUCUUCGUAUAUGUCUUAUUAACUCAAAAGCCAACAUAAUAUAUGUUUUCAAAUAGUUUAAACUGAACAUCAAAUUAUUAUAUAUGACAAAAGUUUUUCAUCAAAAUAUAUGUGCUUAUUAUUGCAUUGAAAUUUUAGGAACACUCACAUAUUAGAAAUGUUUUCAAAAAUAUCUUUAUAUAAAUAUUUGUGCUUGAUUAAUAUUUAACAAUAAAUGCAUUAAUAAUUCAAAAAGAUCAUGAUACAUUAUUGUUUAUGUUCUCAAAAUUUUUUAAUACUUUUUAUCACGUUAAAUGUUUCGCAAACUCUCACGUAUUAUAAACUAGUGGUAUAUCCAUGCUGUGUUGCUAUUUAUGCUAUUGCCAUAUGCAUUUGCUUAAGACUGCUUGGUUUAUUUGGAACGUUUGUGAUGUAUUUGUUUUGUUGCCUUGGCGACUGUAGUUUGAUGUUAAAAUAUUGUUUCACGGUGGAAUAUAUUAAAUAACCUGAAAUCAUAAGAGUAACAAACCGAAAAUGUCAAAAUCCUAAUCAAAGUAUGUACCUUGCUCUUGAGAGCAUUAGUUGCAGUGCAUUUAAAAUUUGAAUCUAUUGGGAACACACGGUUUAGAAACAAAAAUAAUAGACAAUCUGGAAACUCUUUGAAUGUCUCUGCUUGCAUGUCUAACAUUAGAAUGUACAGAAAAAGCUUGAGAUUUAACUUGUUUUUCUAAGAAAAAACCAAUUGGAAUGUCACAGUUUAAGAAAAAUCGAUUCAAAUGUAACAAUUUACCUUGUUGGUAUAUGAUGUUUUUGACAUCAUAGGAAAUACGUUUUCAAAGAUUUUUUCAAGUCUUUUAACGAGUCUGUUUAGUCACUUUAGAGUCAUUUCAGGUCUGGAGUAGGUUAAAGAAUCGGAGAAAGGUGCAUGAUGAAAAUAUGCCAUAUUUGAAGGAUUUUUUGUGGAACAGCCAUGCGGAGCAGUUUGACGAUUAUUCCCCUCAAGGAACAGUCCGAGUGAUUGUUCCCGACAUUUAAGGAAACAUCCAAGUAAUUUCGGGCGAUUGCCCUAGCCGUCCCACUUCUCCUCUAACCUAAUGACGCGUCCAUAUAAAAGUGCCUCUAUCAUUAUUUUAUUAUGUACGUUUUGCAAGAAACUUAGACUUGUUUUGGCGGGAAAUCGGCCAAUUCAUACGUUAACAGGGGCUAACGGUCCCUAUCAGUACAUAAACACAUUACAUGUGCGAAAACAUACAUCAACUAGUAUAAAAUUCAAUUUUCCAUGCAUGAACUUACAAAAUUGGGUUUUAACAUACAUUGACUUAAUUUCCGUUAGCCAAACGUUACGGACUAAGAGUUUUCGUUAACCGGUAAAAUAAAAUUGGCCAAUUCCUACAUCAACAGAGGUCAACGGUCCCGAUCAAUACACAAACACUUUACAUGUGCGAAAACAUACAUCAACUAGUACAAAAUUUAAAUUCAAUACAUGAACUUUCGAAAUUUAGUUUUAACAUACAUUGACCUAAUUUACGCUAAUCCAACAUUACCGAAGAUAAAUUGUAUGUCACGUGUUGAUUAAGUGAGGUUUUUAUUGUAUUAUGUGGUAAAUAAACUGUAUUACGUGAUAAUUGACUCAGAAAGAUAAAUCAUUUAUGCCAAAUGAUUUCGUUCUAAUUAAACUGUAUUACAUGGCAAUUUUCUGAGAAAAAUAAAUCAUUUAGACCAAACAAUUUUGUUUUCGUGUAACUCAUUAGUUAGUUUUAUUCUUUAACUUUUUGUUCUUCGACUUUUUCGGCAAAAAACCUAAUACAGAGAAAACAACAAAGAACAAAAUCGAAUAGAGAAAAACGAAAAUGUCUAGCUUAUCCAAUCCUAAUUUCUCUUUUGUUCGAUAAGUUAGACAUUCUCGUUUCUUUGUAUUCGAUUUUUUUCUAUGUUUUGUUUUUUUUCGUGUUAGGCUUUUUGCCGAAAAAGGCGGAAAACAAAAAGUUAAAGAGAAUCUAACUAAUGAUUUAUACGAGAACGAAAUUGUUUGGCCUAAAUGAUUUAUGUUUCUUAGUCAAUUACUACGUAACACAGUUUAAUUAGCACAUAAUAAAAUAAAAAUCUCACUUAAUCAACAUGUUACAGACAAUUUAUCUUUGGUAAUGUUUGGCUAGUGGAAAUUAUGUAAAUGUAUGUUAAAACCAUAUUUUAAAACUUCAUGUAUUGAAUUUAAAUUUUGUAUUAGAUGAUGUACGUUUUUGCACAUGUAAAUUGUUUACGUAUUGAUCGGGAACACUGACCAAUGUUAAUGUAGAAAUUGGCCAAUUUCAUGUUACCGGUUAACGAAAACUCUUAUUUCGUAACGUUUGACUAACGGAAAUCAGGUCAAUGUAUGUUAAAACUCAAUUUUGUAAGUUCAUUUAUGAAAAAUUGAAUUUUAUACUAGUUAAUGUAUGUUUUCGCACAGGUAACAUGUUUAUGUACUGAUCAAGACCGUUAGCCUCUGUUGACACAUGAAUUGGCCAAUUUCCCCUUGUUUUGGCUAUUGCAACUUGUAAGGGAGAUGACUUCAUCUCUCAUCUAGAGAAGAUCAUCAUGAACUCUCUCGUAUCUGUUUCGAUUUAUAUGCAGUAUUAUUCAAAAAUCAUGUCUUUGGUAUCUUGUGUGAUGUCUGAGUAGUCGGCUAGCUAUUAUAGGGUUCUAGGGUGUUAAUCGCAUGAGCUAAACAUAGAUAAGUAAUUCAUUAUGUUGUCUUCAAUCAGUUAAGUUAUUUCUGCUUGCAUUAAUCUGAUCAUUUAAUGUUUGAACCUAGGUCUAAUCAACUCGCUAACCGCGUAGAAGAUGACUCGACAUUGUAUGAAUGAGCUUAGCAACCCUAAUCAGUGAAAGUAGAUAUUAUGGUGUUUAGUGAACCUGUCGGAAUUGAUAUCUAAUGCUUGCCAUCGAUCUUGUUCCAAGCGAGAGCUUACGUAUCAGGAUUGAGUGGCAUAGGGGGCAGUUCCACAACAGUGGGCUGUUCUAUUUGAGUGAUCCGAGUUCUAGAUUGUGUUUAAUCAUGCUUGAAUAAUUGUUUGGCUUAGUAUUGACACCUGAUGAAAUAACCCUAGGCUGGUUUCUUGUCAAAUUUGCAUUCUUUAAUUAAUCUUGUUACUUGUUCUCACGAAAUCAUCAAUUCAAACCCUAAUCUUGUUUUAGCUUAGCGUUGAACCAAUAAAAUAAAGUGUAAACUGGUCCUAUGAAAUUGAAUCUAAACAUAUUACAACAACACUGUUAACUUGACAGUAGCAAGGUUCAUUUUUAUUGUAUCAAGUGUUGGCGCCUUUGCGACGGGGACCAGAUUUUUACCUCAAUUUUACGGGUUAUACAUUAAGUCUAAGCCCUCUAACUUGCUUAUUCAUUUUUGUUUCAGCUAAUGUUCCAGGUGCAUAACCAGUAGACAUACUCGGAGAAACGCACAAGGAGACCUAGUUACGCUUUCAAAUCAGGAACUUGCAAGAUUAGAACGAAUGAACAGACAACAACCAAGGCCAACUAACACCACAAUGGGUGAUCACGGCAACCAAGAUGACCUCGCUUCUGCAAUGGCACUCAUGCAGCAGAUGCAGCAAACUAUGCAAGCAUGCGAACAAGUUGGUCAGCAAGCAGCCGAACAGGGCGCACAGAAGCAAGGUGUUUCGAAAUAAGAGAGGAACCUUUCGUGUAACUUUCCUGCUACUCGUUCUGCCAUCAACCCUCCUCCAUGUUAGAGACAGGACUUUGAGAUCAAACCCGCUUUCAUCAACCUAGUGCAGAGGAAGAUGUUCAAUGGUCCCUCAGUAGAAAUACCGAUGGAUCACAUCGAGAACUUUGAGAAACUUUGCGGAUUUACUCGAGCGAAUGGUGUGUCACCGGACUACAUCAAGUGCACACUGUUCCCAUUCUCUCUUCACGGGAAACUGCAUGAUGGUUGGACUCUCUUCCAACUGCCUCUCUCACUACCUGGGAGCAAGUCCGAUAAGCGUUUCUGAGCAACUCCAAGUUCAAGCAGACCCAUGAUGAAUCCUUAUGUGAUUCAUGGGAGCGCUUCAACAACUAUCGCAGGGGAUGCCCCCACCAUGGGUUCGAGAAUGACUACCUCUUAGGAGUGUUCUACGAUGGAGUUGGUUUAGAAGCGCAGAACCAACUUGACUCCUCGAGUAAUGGAGAUUUCAUGACUCAAACAACUGAAAGAGCCUUUGCACUGAUCGAGAACAUGGCUUCCAGCUCGGCUAAUAAGAACCCAGAGACUGACCGCUUCAUGGCGUUGACACGGAAAAAAUAGACGAGCUCUCAGCUCAGAUGGAUCAGUUGAUUAUGAGCAAUCAAAAUCAGGUUUUCAUCAUGGACGAAUCGGCGCCAGAAUAGAAAGCCAAGGACAAUGCAUCAGAAUCAAACAAACUGACAGAGGAUCAGUAAGAAGUCAGCUACAUCAACGGACAAGGAUGGCAGUUUAACAACUACCAUCGGAACCCAAACAUGAGGAACAAUCCACAGUUGUUCAAUUACAAUAAUGGCGCGGAAAAUCCUGCUGACAAGGGACAGAACACAGGUUAUCAUAAGACUUACUCUCAGAAUUUUUCAGGACAAACCUUUGUUCUCAGCAAUACCGGAAACUAAUGCUGGAACCUAAAACCGUAGAACAACCACUCCAGUUGUUACCACUGCUCCACAUGAUGAAAUGAAAAGCCUAGCCAUGAUGAUGCAGAAGUUUCUGCAAGGUCAACAGAUUCAAGGCAAUCCACUGAAUCAAGUAACUACAUACAUCAACGCCAGAAUGAAUAACAUGUUCAACGACCUGAGCACCAAGUACGACAAUGUCGCCAGACACUUAUAUUGUUGGGGAAAAACACUCAGGUAUUGAAUUCCUCCAGACCCCAGGCAGGACACCAGCCUCUGGAUCUCCGCUGGAAGGAACCCCGGUUCCCAAGAUCCCUGGCAGAAGGAACCCCGGUUCCCAAGAUCCCUGGCAGAAGGAACCCCGAUUCCCCGCUAUGGAGUUCUUCCGGGUCUGGUCCAGAACCGCACCCUUCCUUCGGGAAAUGGAAAACUUCCGAUAAGGAGAACCUUCCAUAUGAAUAUGGAAGAGUUAAACCUACUCCGGCCGACUAAGGCCCGCCUUAGGAAGACUAUAUAAGGGGAACCCAAACCCUAAAGCAAGGGAUCGACACUGGAAGACUUAGAGAUUAGAGUUAGACGGCUAAAACUAGGGUUUAUACACCAAUUGUUGUAGUUCCAGCUCUUUGAUAUAAUAAAACAUCUCUUCAAGUCUAUUUCUCUCUAAAUCAAUACGAAUUCAGCACAAAUACCAUCCUUGUCCAUCGUUUUGUAGUACUGACAAAGAUCCUACACAAAAAUCCCCUAACAGUUUGGCGCUAGAAGUAGGGGAGUAAUCUAAACUCUGUGAUAAUGGCGGUGAAUAGGCAUGAUGAGCUACCCGAAGCUACCCAGAGAGAAGCCGAACUCCUGAGGCAAAUCGACGAUAUGCUAGAUCAAGUAACCAGGUUGCAUCGAACUCGAGAAGAGACCAAUCCCAAGCUUUCCCCGGAGUUCAACAAACACUCCAAGCAACUGAAGCAGAGCGUCGAACACUCCAAGCAACUGGAGCAGAGCGCCGAGAAGCUCAGCCAGCUCGAAGUGGAUAAUCUCACCCUCCGAGACGAAAACCAAGCCCUUAACGCGGCAAGCAACAAGAAGCGUCGAUUCCGGACUCGGGUUCGCCCUAUGCCGACUCUGAAACACCCAAUUCCGGGACAGGUGCGAUCUCCCAACUACGGCGCCGGGAGGAGUGUUGGGGUCAAAAUCGGUCACGACGGAAUCAAUGUCUAAAACUCCCCAAAAAUCAGCAUGGACAUUUUUACGAAAAGUAAUCUUCAUAAAGAAAUCUUUACGAAGAACUUUGCGGUGAAAUCUUGCACUAAUCUCAGUUGAUUCAUCAAAACUAAACACCCAUAGUCCAAGAACACGUUCAUAAAACUUCAGAAAAGGAUAAAAAAAGAUCGCCAUGUAGUGACCAGUCUGCGAACGAGCCGGUCGCUACGUAGCGACCGACUAAGCCAUUCGGUCGGUCGCUACGUAGCGACCGACCGGGGAACGAGUCGGUCGCUAUGUAGUGACCGACCAAGCCACUCGGUCGGUCGCUACAUAGUGACCGACCCGCGAACGAGUCGGUCGCUACGUUGUGACCGACUAAGCCAUUCGGUCGGUCGCUACGUAGUGACCGACCCACAAACGAGUCGGUCGCUACGUAGUGACCGACCCACAAACGAGUUGGUCCCUACAUAGUGACCGACCCGCGAAUGAGUCGAUCACUACAUAGUGACCAACCAAGCCAUUCGGUCGGUCGCUACGUAGUGAUCAUCGAUCGACACUUUCUAAUUGGUCGACAUACGAUAGUUGAGAUCAUUAGAUCUAGUUUAUAGACAAGUCUAAACAUGCAAAAGCUGAUAGACUUGUUGAGUAAGUAGUUGAGCUUUACAUUAUCAUGCAUGCAACUCAUUAGGCAUCUGUAGGAUUAUAAUCCCAAGUUUCUUGAAUAAAAACUCUAAGUCUAACUAUUUCCUUUUUAAGCACCAAAACCUCAACCAAUCAAUUGAACAAACACUUGUUCAACAUAAAACUGCAAUUUACAUUUAAAUCUCUAAAACCAUCUAGCUUAACAAAUCAUAUUGGAUUUCUUAGGUUCCCUAGCUCCCUGUGAAUUCGAUCCCUAAGUACUACAACUCAACCUCUUAUUUGAGAGAGUAUAAAUCAUUCUUUUGGGUAAUUUGAGUGGUAUCAAGCGGGAGAAUGCGAAAUCCAAACAGGUACCGGUAGUAGUCUCACCUAGGGAGGCAGAGUACGGUCCCUUCGAAAACAAAUAUUCUGGGUUCCCAAGGAACUCUGGGUCCAUAUGCAAGCGCACGAUCUGGAGAGGAAACCCACGGUCCCCAUACAAUUUCGGGUCAUAUGUAUAGCAUAUGAGGAAGAACUUCCGGGUUCCCACAUAGCCUCCGGGUUCUAAUCAAAGAUCUCAGGAUCCAAAGAAGAACCUUCGGGUUUCUUAUAUGGCCUCAGGGUUCCAAAGAUAAUUUCAAAAAAGGAGCUAGAACCUCUGUGCAGCCUAGGGCGCACCAGGGUCAUCGCAACUUCAAGAACCUCAGGGUCCAAAUACAAACACCAGGGUCCCGAUACAAUCUGCAGAUCUAAGGGAAAACCCUGUAUCACAAUCUCGAAAACCUCCGGGUUCCAACUGUGAUCUCCGGAUCUAUAAAAGAAUCUCGGGAUUCCGAUACCGCCUUCAGGCUCCAGUCAUGACCCCAUGAUCUAAGGGAGAACCUCCGGGCUCCCCCCACGACCUCCGGGUUUUCAGACGACCUCUGGAUCCUCGCGCGACCUCUGAGUCCCCGGGUAAUCACCAGAUCUUUAUGCAAUCUCCAGGUUUAGAGCCCAUCUCCCGGGAUCCUAUUAUAUAGCCUACGGAAAGGAUAAAAAGUGAACAUAUACUACAAAUCCCACCUCGAUGGAGAAACAGGCGGAAAGAGAUCCUCUUAAAAAGAAAAAAGCGAACACUACUAUCAAAAGCAUGCGAAGCAAUAGGAAGGAGUGGACAAAGAGGAACAACUAUGAAGCAUCAUUAUUCCAAAAAUAAAAGGGGGCUACAAAGGGCCAUUAUUCAAAGCAAGGAGAUUCAACAAAAGCAAGAGUUUUAGAAGGAUCCUCCGAGAAUCGCGACCCCACAAUGGAUCUUGGGGCGGCAACCUGUGAGAAACUCCCCGCCUGCUGGUCGGCUCCCCCGGACAGGAACAGAUGUCGACGAUAUUCUUUUUCAGGGUCCCAAUGUUCCACUCGCUUCUCCGGCCAUUCCUUCAUGAGCUCCCACCUGGCCGACACUUUAACUUGCUGGAUUAACAAAUCUCGGUAAGCCAUCAUGUUCUGCACCUGAUUACGGAGGAAGAACACCUUGCCAAUUAACCUUCGAUGAGCAUCCAUCAGUGGGUCGUGAUUAGAUACGACUUCAACAUCUGUUGACGAGAUGGAAGAUGAGCCAUUAACUAGUGAAGCAGCCCUUUCCAGUCUUGGUGGAGGGGUAUAAAGAGGACGCCUCUUCCGAGUUUUAGCCUUCUGGUGGUCAUCAUAGAUGGCCGAUACCGGGAGCUUAAUCAUGUUCCCUAGAAAAGGCGAUGUAGGAAAUAAGAAAACGGAAUCCUAUAAGGAGAAAACAGAGAAGGGAAGGCUUACCCCAAACGCGGCUAUGACGUAAGACUUCCUUGCUCACCAGAAAAGUAACCCAUCGAAAUCGCCGAGGAGCUCCCAUUAUAAGCUUCGCUACUGCUUCUCCAGAAAAGGAAACCAGGCGGGACACAUCUGACAGCGAAAACCAAACAUCAAUGACAACAGGCUCCCAAAGGAAUGGUAAAACUCAAAGUUCAAAGAAGAACUUAUCAACAGUACGCCAAGACGAAGGAUGACCAAACGGCUCUUGGAUCUUCAUGAAAACGUACUGGCUGUUCCAACUAUCCCGAAGGGGUAAUUGCCCCUGAUACCACUCAAAGGUUCCUCGACCAGAGGGGUGCCAUCGCAGGAUCGAUGGUGAUAAGACCCUGCUUUGUUCACCAGAGGAGCAAAAUAAUAAGAAUAUAAAAUCUCACGCACCCCGACGGAAAAUCCAUGAAGUUCCUCGAGUACUUGAAUGGCCAUUAAAGUCCUCCAGGAUAUAGGAGUAAGUUGAGACGGACUGAAACCGAGGAAAGAUGAUACUUCGCCUAUAAGAGAAGGGAUAAAACCCCCGAAGCCUACUUCGAGAUAUGCCUCAUAGAUAGCCACCUCACCCGCUCCCCUAUCUGGAGCACAUUCGAACUCAGAUGGACUCCUGAUCCCCACUGAAGGAUGAAUCACAUACUUACUCCCCAUAUUAGCAAGAUUUCUCUCUUGGAUCUCAAAAAGGGGACCGUCAUCGAAUAAACAAGAACGGCGCCUUCUCAGGGUGCCAUCAGAACCGCUUCACUAUCAGCCUCCAGAAAAUCUCCCCAAGAAGGAACAAGAGAUGAGAAAGGAUCGGUGAAAGGACGACGUGGCCUUGGACGACCACCCACGAGUAAGGAUGGAAACAUAGGGAAUUCGGGAUUCAUCUUAACUAGGAGUCAGCGAUGGAAUUGAGUUGAGGCCAAUUAGGAGAUAUUGGGAGUCCUUAUAUACAUUCGGAUCAUUCCCCUUCGCGGGAUUAGAAAAGAAAGUAGAGAUGUUUCCAAAUAUCCUAAACAGUCCCUAACAUAAAGAACAAGCAGUGAAAAGUAGAUUUGGUCCUUGCAAGAAAAAGGGAAAUCCUUCCUAAAAAGGAAAAUUUCGAGAAAGGAUACGCGCUUGUGAAAAUAAGAAGAGCACCUUGUACCAUCAACCGAACUAUUGCCAGCCUCCAGAUCUGUUCCUAAGCGUCAAGCCUUCAGGCCUCAUCUUCGGCAAUAAUCAGGGCUCCAGGCUCCGCCGUCUCCAAGACGCCAUCAAAAGCCCCGAGCUUCUCCAUCUUCGACAAGACAUCAGGAGUUCAAGAAAAAUAGCGCCAAACCCCGGUGUGCUAUCAGGGAAUCGGUCCUCGCCCGGGUUCAGAGUGUGGUUCCGGCCUUAGUGGAACCCGGGAUAGCAUGAUUACUGGAGCGAUGUCCUGCCUAAGGAAAGCCUGUUGAGAAUGAGCAACCCUAGUUGACUUGAGUGCACAGGUUAUUCCCUGAGUUUGAUGAUGAAAUCGAGCAACAAGGGGCGACUGUUGGGGAAAAAUACUCAGGUAUAGAAUUCCUCCAGACCCCAAGCAGAACACCGGCCGCCAGGUCCCCGCUAGGAGACACCCCGGGUCCCCACUACACAGUAUUCCGGAUCCGGUCCCAGGGACCGCCCCCUUCCUCCGGGAAAAGGAAAACUUCCAAUAAGAAGAGCCUUCCAUAUUUCCGAAUAUGGAAGAGUUUAACCUACUCCAACCGACUAAGGCCCGCCUUAAGAAGACUAUAUAAAGGGAACCUAAAUCCUAGAGCAAGGGAUCGACACUUCAAGACUUAGAGGCUAGAGCUAGACGGGUAGAAUUAGGGUUCUUACUCAAAUCAUUGUAAUCCUAGUUUGUCUACUCAAUCAACAUCUCUUCAAGUCUAUUUCUCUCAAACUCAUACGAAAUCAAAGCCUUAUCCAUCGUUCCGUUAGUACUCACAAAGAUCCUACACGAAAAUCCCCUAACAACAGGAGUAUGUUAUUACUAUAACUCCGACUGAAUUUACAGUGGGGACAGUGUAGUUUAAGUAUGGGGGGAAGUUUACUAAUAUUAGUUUACUUCAUGAGUCUUAUUAAAAUGAUUUAGAAAAGAAGUUUGAAUUGAGUUUAGAAGGGGACAAUAAACUUAUUGAUUUUUCUUAUUAUCUAACCACACCAUUCUAAACUUACUAGUUGCAAAUAGCACUAAAGAUACCAAAUUUGAUCAACCUGUCAAAUAUGUUACACUUGCUGAGAAUAUUUUAAGGAACCAAAGCUGACCUCCAACCUAAUUGAGCUCAACUCUGCUUGGCUUGGGGCUUGGUACACAUGGGAUCGGAUUCUUCAAACAAGUCUGGAAAGUAAAGCCUUGUGUAGAUUUAUCACCAUCUCUCUCUAUUUCAAAAUUUAGAUUAUAAAAAAAAGAAAGAAAAAAUUCUAUAGGUAAAUAUAAUUAUAGAUAACAAUUUAGGAAAAAAAUUCGAACAGGACUUGGUGGCUACAACCAUUAAGGCUUGAUUCAUAAGAAUUCUAUAGGUAAAGGAUUCGAAUAGGGCUUGGUGGCUACAACCAUUAAGACUUGAUUCAUAAGACUUCUAUAGGUAAAGGAUUAGAACAGGACUUGGUGGAUACAACCAUUAAGGCUUGAUUCGCAAAUAAUCCUAGGAUAUAGGUCAAAAAGAAUUGAACAUGAUUUGGUGGCCAAAACCAUUAAAGCUUGAUUCAUGGAAGCAUGUCCAAUCUUGGUCAAUGAUCUUGCAA
Molecule: messenger RNA, 17967 nt
Organism: Brassica rapa (field mustard)
Lineage: Eukaryota; Viridiplantae; Streptophyta; Magnoliopsida; Brassicales; Brassicaceae
Product: cation/H(+) antiporter 10-like
Biological process (GO): proton transmembrane transport; regulation of pH
Cellular component (GO): endomembrane system; membrane
Molecular function (GO): antiporter activity
Source: RefSeq, a predicted model, not a curated record